Molecule: messenger RNA, 644 nt
Organism: Pyrenophora tritici-repentis Pt-1C-BFP
Lineage: Eukaryota; Fungi; Ascomycota; Dothideomycetes; Pleosporales; Pleosporaceae
Product: NtpG, Archaeal-vacuolar-type H+-ATPase subunit F
Biological process (GO): proton transmembrane transport
Cellular component (GO): fungal-type vacuole membrane; proton-transporting V-type ATPase, V1 domain
Molecular function (GO): proton-transporting ATPase activity, rotational mechanism
Source: RefSeq, a predicted model, not a curated record
AUGACGACGGCCGCACCCCCCGGCCGGCCUGGAGCUCCAGCUUCAACCGAGCUUCGACCUCACGACGACAGCCGCCAACCUACACGACGCAAUAUGGCAGCACCGGCAGCCCAGUACAAGGACAGACAGUUCCUGGCCGUCAUCGGCGAUGAGGACACUUGCACGGGCAUGCUGCUCGCGGGCGUAGGCCACGUUACUCAACCCCCGGACAGCCAGAAGAACUUCCUAGUCGUGGACGCCAAGACGGAAACCGCGGUCAUUGAAGCUGCCUUUGACAAGUUCACCACGGAGCGCAAGGAUAUCGCCAUUCUGCUCAUCAACCAACAUAUUGCCGAGAGGAUACGACACCGAGUCGAGGCAUACACGGCUGCCUUUCCCUCACUGCUCGAGAUACCGUCCAAAGACCAUCCCUACGACCCCGAGAAGGACAGUGUGCUGAAGAGGGUGAGGAGGUUAUUCGGAGAGUAAGCGGGGACAGCGACUGCGAAUAGUGGCGAGGACGGCGGAAGUGGGCCAUGCCAAGUACAUGACUGGCACGAGGCCUUUAAGAAUCACUGUGCAUACUUCAUGUAGACGUCUGCGACGACUAACAGGGAUACAUAGCACAUACAGCGAAGAUAUCCACCACAGUAAAGUCUCCACAU